Molecule: messenger RNA, 1784 nt
Organism: Klebsormidium nitens
Lineage: Eukaryota; Viridiplantae; Streptophyta; Klebsormidiophyceae; Klebsormidiales; Klebsormidiaceae
Source: the annotation of a GenBank genome assembly
AGAGAUUCGGACACACAUUCAAAUUAUGGAGUAGCUUAACAUCUCCUGCCGUUGAAAGCUUGGGAAAAUGCCAGACCGGGGCCCGCCAUCAAUAUAUUUCUGAGCUCAGGCUACUGGUGCAGCUCAUGUCAACGUGAAGCGGCAAUCUAUACAUUUAUAUAAUAAACACAUGAGCUUUAAUAGGUGAAGUUUUCAGGGACAUGAAGCACAAUCAUGAGUUGCUUUGAUUCAUCCGUACAGAGUGAGGCUUCCUCGCACUUACAACACUGUAUAAUCUUAGCCCCGAAAGUGAUCAGCUUUGGAGGUCAAUCAUCUGUGCUAGCUCAUUGGAGAUGUUCGAGUACAGAACUUGAAGUUGUACCACUGCAUUGUGUGCUUUGCCAGCCAUAUGCACAGAGGACUAAUGAACUUCCUCCUACAUAUGCCUGGGACGCAAUCCUUUCUCUCACAAACUUCCAUCGUACCACCAAGCUCUCAGCUGAUCCAUCCUCUCUCACGACUUUCAGAGAACUGGAACCCUACAGAUGCAUCAACAAGCAUGCAAAUUGCCUCCAGGCUUUUCUUCUUUCAAGCAGCUCCCAGCCGCGCGCACUACUCUCUAAAGGCAUCAACACACUUGCUAUAGCCAGCAGCCACGACCCCAAUUUGCAAAUCAUUUGGUUCAGCUUCCACGCUUCCUGCCAGUCUCUGCACCCUGGCCAGACUAGAAAGCCUGCUCCCUUUGCACACCCGAACAAACAUGAAGAAGGCAAUGGCAUUUCUCACGCUGGCCGUCGCUGUCCUCAUCGCGCUCGCCUCGCCCACGUCCGCUGCGCGCACGCUGCAGCAGUUCCAAACCGCUCCAGUCAGCUCCCCGCAAAAACCCGCGUCAUUGAUGUUUGGGACUGCCAGCCCCACUGCGAGACCCGGCGUCCAGGUCUUGGCAGACGCUCCGUCUGCUGGCAGCGUCAGUCAUGUGCCGGACUAUCACACUUGCCCCGUAGAAACUGGAUUCUUGCCACAGGGGCCUUUCACGACCGGGACAGGAGCUACACGGUGUGCCAAGACGUACCAAUUGGCCGAGGUGCGAGGAGACAUUCUUCCAGGAGACGGAACGGGAGAGACGCGGACGGAAGUGUUCGAGCUCACAAUGGAGCCCACCUUUCAGCUGAACGGCGCCAUCCUUCUGAGCUGCUACCAGCAAGUGAAAGGGUUUUUGGCGGCAAUCGCCGGCGGAAAUCCGGAUGCUGCCACGCCCUACAUCAGGUCUGACGUCACGCUGAAGGACGAAGCGGGGCAGACCAUCACGGGGGCCCAGGCGGUGGCGGGGUGGUUCGCCUUGCACUUCGGCAAUCGGCCCAGUCCAGCCGUCGGGGUGUUCGACGUUUCGUGGGAGAUGCGAACGACUUACCCGAAGGACACGUGGAGCCUAAGAAUGACUGUCCGAGCAGAAACGGACACACAGGUUGUAAAAUUUGCUACCAAGUGGGACAUUGCAGAGUACCCCUACGUCCUUGGUUAUGUAUAUGAGGUCCGCGUUGUAAACAAGUAAAACUCUGGUAUAAUUCAAUUCUCAGGAGCUAGGGAUAUUCCGAAUGAGAGACGCUUGUGCUUGUCGUAGAUGCUGAGCACCCGGGCGUUAAAUUAGUGCCUAGGCUAUUGCUGCUAUGAUUCUAAAAUAUUUAGUCUUUCAUACAAGCUGCGCCGAACAAUCCCGAAUUUGAUUGCUGCACUUGACUACGAUCAGCUCCCUUCUGCACGAAUUGAACCGCUUUGAUCAUGAUGUUCUGUGUGAUUCGUUGUCG